This is a messenger RNA of Saccostrea cuccullata (small rock oyster), 2474 nucleotides long. RefSeq names its product major facilitator superfamily domain-containing protein 1-like. Gene Ontology annotation, biological process: transmembrane transport. Gene Ontology annotation, cellular component: lysosome. The transcript has 14 exons. Gene Ontology annotation, molecular function: transmembrane transporter activity. The coding region runs from base 1 to 1344 and encodes 447 amino acids. NCBI's taxonomy places the organism in Eukaryota, Metazoa, Mollusca, Bivalvia, Ostreida, Ostreidae. The record is from RefSeq and is a predicted model, not a curated record.
AUGAUGAAGAAGAAGUUUUGGAGGAUAAAUGAUAAAAGCACUCCAUCGAACCUAAUCCUUGUCAUGUGCUUCCUCAGCUUUGGGAGCUACUUCUGCUAUGACAACCCCGCUGCUCUCCAGGACACGAUGAUAAAGGCCCUGGACAUCUCAGAGAGCACCUUCAUGGGCUUCUACUCCUGGUACUCCUGGCCUAACGUCAUUCUCUGCUUCUUUGGGGGGUUCCUUAUUGACCGAGUGUUUGGGGUCAGGAUGGGAGCCAUCAUUUUCUCCCUGUUUGUUACCGCGGGUCAGGUGCUGUUUGCUGCAGGUGCUCUGGUUAACCAUGUAUGGCUUAUGAAUGUGGGAAGAUUUGUUUUUGGCAUUGGAGGAGAAUCUCUCUGUGUAGCCCAGAAUACUUAUGCUGUAAAAUGGUUCCAGGGGAAAGAACUCAACAUGGUGUUUGGUCUUCAACUCAGUUUUUCUAGGGUGGGCAGUACUGUGAAUAUGAACAUCAUGCAGCCAAUCUACCAGUUGAUAAGUGGCAUGGGGUUCAAACAUGAAUACACCAGUCUAGGAGUGGUGCUUAUGAUUGGGGCUAUUAUGUGCAUAUUUUCCUUGAUUUGUGCACUUGUCCUAAGUUUCUUUGAUAAAAGAGCAGACAGAAUUCUAAAGAGAGCCAAUGUAACCUCAGAUGAGGCCAUCAGGAUUACAGAUGUGAAGUAUUUCCCUUUAACCUUUUGGCUCCUGUGUAUUAUAUGUGUGGGGUACUAUGUAGCAGUGUUUCCAUUUAUUGGAUUAGGAUUGGUGUUCUUUGAGAUGAAGUGGGGCUUUGAUCCAAGUUUAGCAAACAAUGUGAACAGUUUGGUGUACAUUAUAUCAGCAGUCGCCUCCCCUGUCUUUGGCUUUCUGAUUGACCGCACUGGGAAGAAUAUUUUCUGGGUUAUUUUGGGGACUGUGUGUACAAUAGGGUGUCACGCCCUCCUAGCUUUCACCUUCCUUAAUCCUUAUGUGGCUAUGUCAUGUAUGGGCCUAGCCUAUUCCAUUCUUGCCAGUGCUCUUUGGCCAAUCACAGCACAGAUCGUAAAAUCAACACAACUUGGAACAGCUUAUGGCAUCAUGCAGGCUAUACAGAAUUUGGGUCUAGCUGUGAUAGCUAUAGUAGCUGGUGCUAUUGUUGAUUCCAAAGGCUAUCUCAUCCUGGAAGUCUUCUUCUUGGCAUGUCUCUGUGUGGCCCUUAUAGCUGCUGUGCUGCUCUAUUUAGUGGAUGCCUCUAAAGGUGGAAAGCUUAAUCUUUCAGCAAAAGAAAGGAGGAAAUUAGCAGCCCUUAAUUCUGAGCAGGGAGAGGAGAAAAAACUAUUGGAUUGAAUGGUGCCAUGUUGAAAUAUUUUACGAAUUCUGUGAUAUGUGGAGGUGGACAAGUCACGAGAAGUCUGGGAGAGGAUCGGUGAUUGACCAAAACUGAGGAUUUAAUGGUCGAUAUGAACAAAUUUAAAUAUCAAUAUACACCUGUAGUUCAACAUUCAGGAUCGUUAAGAAAAUUAGGAAUGCCAGUCUCACACUGUCUCACACUAUGGUGAUAUUAAUAUGACAAUUUUACAAGAAAAAAAAAAAGGAAAUUGCAUUUUAUUUUUCAUGCAUAAUACAAAUUCUCUAAAAUUUGUUUUAAACUUAAUUAAAAUGAUGUUAAACUUUACAACUGAUAAUUUUAAACUAUAUGAGACCAGAGAUUUAAUAAUUAUAUACUGAAAUACAUAAUUUAAAUUUAAAAAAUAACAAAAGAAAAAGGAUUUUACCGUAUGCUGAAACAUGUAUAAGCAAGUUCAAAAAGUAAUUUGCAGUAAAAAUAAUUUUUACACAAUAUACAUGACAAUUCAAUGCUGUUGUGACUAUGAAGUUUGUAUUAUUAACUGGAUCACCUUCAAUGUACAUUUUCUAUGGAGAGGUCAAAACAUUGUCCAACAUAAAAGGAGGUGAUCACUGAAUAGAUUGCAUUUUGUAAUCAAAUCAAACAUUGUUUUAAAACAAGUUAUAAGUGACAUGGAAUAUUGUACAAUGGAACAGAACCUGAAUUUUGUUUAUUUUGGUAAUAAGUUGUAUUUUUUCAAAUAUGUUUAUGCUUUCAUUGAAUAUAUGUUAGGCCAUAAAAAAUUAAUUUCUUGGCUCUCAGGACCUUCCUCAUCUUUUCCAAGGGUGUCUUGUUUACCCUUAUUAUUGCUAAAUCAAUAAAAUAAAAGCACAAAUCGCCUCCCUCAUCAUUUUUUGAGGUUUUGUUCAAUGUAAAAAGCUGCCACGUCAUGUUUCACUUUUGGGGGCAAUAAAAAAGUAAAAAAAAAAAGUGCCCCCCUCCCUCAUCAUAUUUCUUGAAAAAAAAGCCUGAGAACCAAUAAAUUAACUUCCAUGGCCUUAGCUAUGAAAGUUUAUUGUCUUAAGUUAAAUGCAUUUCAGCCUUGUUUAAGAAUAUCAUCUUCAGUGAAAUAAAUAGCUAGUCCAUACAA